AUGGCCGAGGCGUUCCAACGCUGGCCAUGCGUGCGGACGUUGGCAAUCGCAAGGGUUGAAGUGAGCCGCUCGUUCGCCGGCUCGAGCAGGUUGUGGAUUUUCACUAUGUUCCUAUGCGCCGGUUGUCAAGCGUAUCCAUUCCGUCCUCGCCCCACAGCGUCUUAUUACAAACAUGCGGGGUGUGAGCUUGCGGCAAGCUAUGACCAAGAGAGGCCGCCAAGCCGGACUGCCACUACAUGUAGUUUCUGA
This is a messenger RNA of Phytophthora infestans T30-4, 249 nucleotides long. RefSeq lists its product as uncharacterized. The record is from RefSeq and is a predicted model, not a curated record. NCBI's taxonomy places the organism in Eukaryota, Oomycota, Peronosporomycetes, Peronosporales, Peronosporaceae. The coding region runs from base 1 to 249 and encodes 82 amino acids. The transcript has a single exon.